UGAUGUUCAACGUUUACGUGCUAUUAUAUAUCGUGAUGUGGUAAGAUCAGAUCGAAGUAAACCGAACAAAAAACGUUGUCGUUGUCGUGAUAAAUCAAAUAUCCUUUUUCUUUAUAUUAUUAUUGUUUUGCUUUAUAUCGAUGAUACAAAACAAUCACAAUUUUUAGCAUUACCUAUUGUUUAUUUUGUAUCAGUACUUAUGGUAUCAAGUUAUCGAGAUAUAAUUGAAACAAAUCUUUCUAGACAAGCAUCAAUUAUAAGUACAACACCUGGUAUUCGGCAUAGUAUAAAUGAUUAG
This is a messenger RNA of Rotaria sp. Silwood1, 298 nucleotides long. The record is from the annotation of a GenBank genome assembly. Lineage: Eukaryota; Metazoa; Rotifera; Eurotatoria; Philodinida; Philodinidae.